AUUUUGGAAAGAUCUGAAGAGUUUUGGAGGGAAAGUAAUAGAUCUGAUCACGCAUUUUGUUAAUAUAUAGAAGGAAAGGGGUAACGUUUAAGUUGACCUAGGUGAGAAAGAGAAGAAACAAAAAUGGAAGGGGAUGCGAGGGAUUUGUGUUUGUCUUUGGAGUACCUUCUUAGAGAUUCUUCUGUAGAUACUAAUUUUCUUAACCAACUCAUCUCUACAAUGUCACCUUCCCUCAUCGAUUUUCGUAUGAUGAAGAACUUUAUCCUUCGAAACCUUCAAGACGACUUCUUGUCCAAUGCUUCUAAUCCUGAACACUUGCUUGAAAUUCUUGAGGUUCUAGAAGAAAUCCUUCGUCGUGAAUCUGAAUCUGAAACUUCUUCAAACCCUAUCACCCCCGCCAUGAAAUCUGUUUAUUGCGGCGUUGCAGUGGAUUGUACACUCAGGUUCAUUGAAGCGGAUAAAUAUAACCCUGCCUACCGCAAAACAGUAGAGAGGAUAUGGAGAGAUAGGGUUCGUUACAUGGAAACGUCGUCGUCUUCUGCUGGUGGAAGUCUUUUGUUUUCACCUGAUUUGGAACGCUGGAAAGCUGAAAUCGAAACUUCCCUUUUGGAUCCCUUAGUCGUUGAAAAGCUUGCUACUAUGCCAAAUACUCGAAGGGACGCUUUCAAAAAGAUCAAACUUUGUUUGACUGAAGCUUGGGGAAACCUUGGUCCUACUUUGCUUCAAACCACCUUUCAGUUGCAUAACAAGGAACUACAACAACACAAAGGGUCUUCUGUAGAAGUUCAGAAAAACAAUGAGAAGCUGAAAGGGAAGCGUAUUAUGACUGCAGUUGAGGAAAUUGAUCUAUCAGCCUCUUGUAGCAAAGCUAGCUAUGUGCUAAUUAAUGAGGGUCCAAAUACUACUGCAGCUGAGGAAAUUGAUCCACCACCCGCUUGUAGCAAAGUUAACUAUGUGCUAAUUAACGAGGUCCGAAAUACUACUGCAGCUCAGGAAAUUGAUCCACCACCCACUUGUAGCAAUGUUAACUAUGUGCUAAUUGAUCCAUCAGCCACUUGUAGCAAAGUUAACUAUGCUCUAAUUAACAUGGUACCACCUGAUUUCGCAAUUGAGGACAUGAAUCAGGAGCCACAAACAGAAAACCAGAGGUCAGAAGCAAAUGUAGCCAACCCACAAGCAUGCCAUGGUAUUAAUAUGAGUGAGGCUAAUCUUACAAGGACAACUACUGUCCAUCAGAAUGAUGUUUAUAACUCUAGCAUGUUGGAACCAAAUCGUGCUACUCGUACUCAUGAGGGAGGAACAUCAAAUAAAAGAAGUAGAAACAAUUUGCCUAAUCGGGAGAGGAGGAAUCCUCCUUCGGUGAAGAACUUUGAUCCCACAAAAAUCAGAAAAAGGAGAAAACCAAAAAGAUGGAGUAAAUCAGAGGUAGAAACUUUAAGGGCUGCUGUAACAAAACAUGGCAUAGGAAACUGGAAAGUAAUCUUGAAUUUGUAUACAUUCGGAACGAGAACUGAAGUAGAUUUGAAAGACAAGUGGAGAAAUUUGUCAAAGAUCGUACGCAAAUAAAUCAGUUGCACAUACGAAUCAUAUUUUUUUGUCUUUGUGCAGGUAGCUUUUCAUUGUAAUUAUAUUUAGUAUCAAAAUACAAUCCAAAUAUUUUUCACCAACUAGAUUAUAUUAUUCAACAAUGUAUACUCUUUCUUUAUUAUGCCAUCCUUUAUUAUUCCUUGUAACUUCUGUCUUCGAGGUUCAAAACUUUAGCAACUAGUUUUAGCUUCUCUCUA
This is a messenger RNA of Cicer arietinum (chickpea), 1784 nucleotides long. RefSeq lists its product as uncharacterized. The record is from RefSeq and is a predicted model, not a curated record. NCBI's taxonomy places the organism in Eukaryota, Viridiplantae, Streptophyta, Magnoliopsida, Fabales, Fabaceae.